AUGGCAGUCAGCACCCUGAACAUGGCACCGUACUUCACUGGAUAUCCUUUCCAAGGACAAGGACGCGUGAAUCAACUCGGUGGCGUGUUCAUAAACGGGCGUCCGCUGCCGAAUCACAUUCGUCUGAAAAUAGUAGAAAUGGCCGCGGCCGGCGUCAGACCGUGCGUAAUCUCCAGGCAGUUAAGGGUUUCGCACGGUUGCGUUUCGAAAAUCUUGAAUCGGUAUCAAGAAACAGGAUCGAUUAGGCCGGGCGUGAUCGGCGGCAGCAAACCGCGAGUCGCCACGCCGGAAGUCGAAGCGAAAAUCGAGGACAUGAAGAAACAAAAUCCUGGCAUAUUCAGCUGGGAGAUUCGGGAGAAGCUGAUAAAGCAGGAUGGUGUCUGUGAUAAGGCGUCAGCGCCAUCGGUUUCCAGUAUCUCGAGGCUCCUUCGAGGACCUACAAAUCAAACUCGUUCCGGAGACGAUCCCCGAAGAAAUCAUUCUAUCGAUGGAAUACUCGGUGGAAGCAGCGGCGAUGAUUCGGAGACUGAAAGCGAGCCAGGAAUCGCGUUGAAGAGAAAACAACGACGAAGCAGAACCACGUUUACUGGCGAGCAGCUCGAACAAUUGGAAGCAGCUUUUCAUCGAACACAGUACCCAGACGUUUACACCAGAGAGGAAUUGGCUCAAAAGACUAAUCUGACAGAGGCGCGCGUGCAAGUUUGGUUUAGCAACAGGCGGGCCAGGCUUCGCAAGCAGCUAAACAGCCAGCAAUUGAACGCUUUCAACACAAUGAGUUUGCAGUCGUUUCAGACACAACACUACGGUAGUGCUGAAACUUAUCAGACCUACGGUCAAGCAUCGGUAGCUGCAGCCACAACAACCACCGCUGGCUACCCGCAGCACUACAACUAUAGCGAGAAUUACUAUGCUGCACAGCAACAAUGGCCCAGGCCCACCACGGAUAAUUAUGGACUGUUUAACGCGACUCAUUACAGUAGCAGCAAUCUAGCUUCGAACUUGACCAGCAACAACUUGAAUCUGGGCAGUCUGGGCAGCAGCGUGAGUUCCACUGCUUCGAACAUGAGCGAGUGCAUGGCUCAGGGUGCAAGUUCAGGAGUGUCGGCCCCGACAGGAAUGAGCCACCAUAUUACGCCGCACAGCCCCAGCGAGGCCAAAAGUGGCUAUCCUUAUCUGGGUGGAAUAGAAUCCCAGGUUUGUGGCAGAGUUCACUGA
Colletes gigas is the source of this 1215-nucleotide messenger RNA. RefSeq names its product protein gooseberry-like. NCBI's taxonomy places the organism in Eukaryota, Metazoa, Arthropoda, Insecta, Hymenoptera, Colletidae. The coding region runs from base 1 to 1215 and encodes 404 amino acids. The record is from RefSeq and is a predicted model, not a curated record. Gene Ontology annotation, molecular function: DNA-binding transcription factor activity, RNA polymerase II-specific; RNA polymerase II cis-regulatory region sequence-specific DNA binding. Gene Ontology annotation, biological process: regulation of transcription by RNA polymerase II; anatomical structure development. The transcript is spliced from 6 exons.